Adineta steineri is the source of this 2712-nucleotide messenger RNA. NCBI's taxonomy places the organism in Eukaryota, Metazoa, Rotifera, Eurotatoria, Adinetida, Adinetidae. The record is from the annotation of a GenBank genome assembly.
AUGAAAACCCCUACCAAUAACUAUGGUAUUGAAGGACUCGAACGUCCAACAACAGCUGAAUCACAUCAGCCAUCUACAAUCAUUAAAUAUAUGGGUCAUCGUACUAUAGGUGUUAAUGUUCCGAAUAGUUAUCAGGGUUCUCUACGUAAUUUUGUUCUACAACAAAAUGGAUCCACAUAUAAUAAAUCAGCACCGACAUCAACCAAUCAUGGAUUUGCUUCACUUGUUCAUAGCACAUCGUUUUCUACAUUAACUCCACUUCAUAGUAUCGAUGGAGAUCGUGCUAUUGAUGAACAACGUGAAUUAUCGAGAAUCACUGAUACUUUAACAGAAAGUAUACUACAAUGUUGUUCCUUUCAGGCACAUAAUUGUGCGUUAGAAUUACAAAUUGAAUGGCUUGAAAAUAAUACAAAUAAAAAUACUUCGACGAUUGAUAAAAUGUUUCGUCAAGAAAUUCAAACAGCAAAUCAUCUAAUUGAAGAUGCAUUGCGUUCUAAGCCUGAUUUAGAAAAAAAAUUGAAGGAUAUUCAUCAAACAACACUCGCUAAUGAUGGACAAUAUCAACAACUAUUAUCAAAGCGAAAUACAACGAAUAAAGAAUUAUUUGAAUAUCAUCGAAAAAUGGCACAAAUUCGAGCUGAAUCUGAAUUCUUACGUUGUCGUUUACAACAAUUUAAUGAUGAAAUACAAUUUUAUACAGUAAAAAAUGAUUCAUUAAACAUACGACAAGUAAAAUUACGUUAUGAAUUAGACGAAGAAUUAUUUGCUAAACAUGUUCUACAAAUGGAAUUCGAUGUAUUACAAAGUGAAAAAAUUACACAGGAAGAUGUACAUUUAGCAGCUGUUGAUGAAAUUCGAGGUUCAAUUGAUACGACACAAAUAGCAACAGUUCAACCAUCGAAUUAUUAUCGUGAACAAUUAGGUCAUCAAGUACGUCGUUUUAGAUCGGAAUAUGAAAAAAAAAUUGAAACAUAUAGAGAUGAGUUACAUCGAAAACUUGAAUUAGAAUUACAUCGUUAUAAAACACUUACAAUACGUCCAGUACCAGUCGUAACACGAGAACACGAGGAAAAAUUAGAUCAAUUUAAUCGUGAGAAAAAAAUUACUGAUCAACAGAUUAGUUCCACACGUGGUUCUAUCAAAGAAAUAGGAAGUCAAAUAGAAAUUUUAGAACAACGAAUUAAUGAUGGUAAUGUUGAACUUAGAUCAACAUCAAAUGCAGAAAGACAUUUAGCAAUGCUCGAACAAAUUAUUCAUGAAAGAGAAAAACAAUUUAACGAUGCUCUUCGUAUUCGAGGUGAAUUUAAACAACGAAUUGAAAAAUAUCGUGAAGAAAUUCAUAGAUAUCAAACAAAAUUAACACACGAUACUUAUGAUACGAAAGAAUUACAAGAAAUUUCAAAACGAAAAUCAAUUCUUCGAUCAUCAUCAGCACAUGAUGUUAGAGGCAAUAGUUAUCAUGAAGAAUCAUCAUCAUCACUAAAUACUACUCAAAGAAAUUCUUUGUUAUUAUCUAUGAAUCAAAAUAUAACUAAUCGAAUAGAUGAAAGAUCAUCAACAGUAGGAACAUUAAUUCAAUCCACUAAUUUUAAUGUGGAACAAGAUGAAGCAGCUAUUAUAAGAAUACUUUGUAAUCGUAGCGUUAGUCAACGUCUUCAAAUUCGUGAUAUUUAUAAAAAUCGUUUUAAUAAAAAUUUAGGUGACAUUAUUGAAACUGAUGUAAAUGGAGAUUCAAAAAGGAUUUUAAAACUACUUUUAUUAUCACCUAUUGAACGUGAUUGUUAUGAAUUAAGACGUAUAUUGAAAGGACAAAAUACUGCUGAAAAUAUUCUUAUUGAAAUAUUUCUCACAAAUUCUAAUAAACAAAUAAAAACAAUUAUUAAUUAUUAUUUUCAAUUAUUCAAUAAUACACUUGAACAGGAUAUUCGUAAUGAUCGAGAAAGUCCAUCGAAACAAAUAUUUCUUUCAUUACUUCAAGCAAAUCGUCCAGAAGAUAAUAGAAUCGAUGAGGGUCAAGUAUUGAAUGAUGCUCGAAAUUUAUUCGAUUCAAGAUCUAAAUGGCAAACAGAUGGUUCAACAUUUAUUCAAUUGUUAUGUAAUCGAAAUAAUGCACAUUUAAAACAAACCUUUGCUGCUUAUCAACAAUUUAAUAGAUUUGAUAUUGAACAAAGUAUUCGAAAUGAUACAAAUGCUGAUCUUAGUCGAACAUUAAUGGCAAUCGUUCGAAUUAUACGAAAUCAAGCACGUUUUUUUGCUUAUGAAUUACGAAAAAGUCUUAAAGGUUCAAGUACUAAUGAACAUAAUUUAAGUCGUAUAAUUGUUUCAAGAUGUGAAAUUGAUUUGGUAUCAAUUAAAUCUGAAUAUGAAAAAAUAACUCCACGUACACUUUUCGAUCAUAUUCAGACGGAUACAAAAGGAAAUUAUAAACGAGCACUUCUUGAAUUAUUACGUCAACGUAUUGAACCAGCUAAUAAAGAAUUAUUAGAACCAAUAUUUAAUAAUCGACCAACUGUAAAAUGGCAAGAACCAGUUCAAAAACAAUCAUUUGGACGAAGUAAAAGCACUCGAGAUAUUAGUGAUAUAAAACAAUUCGAUCGUGAUAAUCAAGGAAAAAUGUCUACAAUAUUAAGACUUCCUACAAAAUCACAAUAUGUUGAACGACGUACAGUAGAUAAAUAUCCCAAUACAACUGAUAAUCAAAAUGAAUAUUAA